CCUCAUGGACCUGGAGGAGUUCAUUGGAGAUGCCAAAACCGGCUUGAGUAAACCUCUGGAGGAGGGAGACUAUGACGGGCUGGUGGCAGUGAUGGGACACCUGAUGAGGGUCAAGGAGAGGCAAGCGACGACCGACACCAUGUUUCAGCCCCUGAAGGAGGUGAUUGAUCUGCUCAGCACUUACGGAGUGGAGAUGUCGGAGAAGGUCCAUCUGCAGCUCCAAGAGCUCCCUGAGCAGUGGGACAGCACCAAGAGGCUCUGCCUGCAGGUGAAGCAGAAGGCAGCACCACUGCAAGCCAACGAGGUCAACAUCAUCCGCAGGAAAUGCCAGCAGUUUGAGGUCCAGCAGCGCAUCUUCCAGGAGAAGUUCCGGGAAGGUGCUCCUUUCUUGUUCACUCACAAAGAACCCUACGUGGCCUUGAACACGCAACAGGAGCUGAUCGCCGCCAUGGAGGGUGACCUGGCUGCCCUGUCUGAGUCAGCCGGGCUGUUCGAAGUGCUGGUCCCAGAGUACAAACAGCUCAAAGCGUGCCAGCGGGAGGUGCGCCUGCUCAAGCAGCUCUGGGACAUGAUCGUCAUGGUUAACACCAAUAUUGACGACUGGAAGACCACCAGGUGGAAGGAUAUUGACGUUGAGCAGAUGGAUAUCGACUGCAAGAAAUUUGCUAAAGACAUUAGGAGCUUGGAUAAGGAGACGAGAAGCUGGGAUGCAUUCAUAGGGCUGGACAACACUGUGAAGAACAUGAUAACGUCUCUGCGCGCCAUGAGCGAGCUGCAGAACCCGGCCAUCAGGGACCGGCACUGGCAGGAACUCAUGCAGGCAACCCAGGUGAACUUCACCAUGUCUGAGGACACAACCCUGGCGGAUCUGCUGCAGCUGAACCUGCACAACUUUGAGGAUGAGGUUCAUGGCAUUGUGGACAAAGCCAUAAAGGAGUUAGGAAUGGAGAAGGUGCUGAGCAGCCUGGAUGCUACCUGGGCGACAAUGGAGUUUGAGCAUGAGCCCCACCCCAGGACAGGCAUCAUGCUGCUCAAGUCGGAUGAGGAGCUCAUUGAGACACUGGAAGACAACCAAGUGCAGCUGCAGAACCUGAUGACCUCCAAGUACCUCGCCUUCUUCCUUCAGGAGGUGUCAUCCUGGCAGUACAAGCUGUCAACCGCUGACGCUGUUAUCAGCAUCUUGUUUGAGGUGCAGAGGACAUGGAGUCACCUGGAAAGCAUCUUCAUUGGCUCCGAAGACAUCCGCAGGCAGCUGCCAGAGGACUCGAAGCAUUUUGAAGCUAUUGAUAAGGAUUUCAAAGAAAUAAUGGCUGAUGCAGUAAAAACUCCCAAUGUGAUUGAAGCUACAAACAAGAGUGGUCUCUAUGAGAAGCUGGAAGACUUGCAGAACAGAUUGGUGGUCUGUGAGAAGGCUUUGGCUGAAUACCUUGAGACGAAAAGACUGGUUUUUCCCAGAUUCUACUUUAUUUCCUCUGCAGACCUGCUUGAUAUUUUAUCUAACGGGAACGAGCCAGUUGAAGUGUCCCGUCACCUCGCAAAGUUGUUUGACAGCCUGGAUAAGCUGAAGUUCAAGAAGGAUGCGGAUAAAAAGCCCAUGAAGGUUGCACUGGGGAUGUUCAGUCUGGAUGAGGAGUACGUGACUUUUGACGCACCCUGCAACUUGUCUGGCCAGGUGGAGGUUUGGCUGAACCGAGUGUUGGCCAGCAUGCGCUCCACGCUGCGGUCCCUCAUCUUUGAGGCCAUGGUCACCUAUGAGGAGAAGCCACGGGAGCAGUGGGCUUUCGACUACCCAGCACAGGUUGCUCUGACAUGCACCCAGAUCUGGUGGACCACAGAAGUUGGCAUGGCCUUUUCGAGGCUGGAGGAAGGCUAUGAGAACGCCAUGAAGGAUUACAACAAAAAGCAGAUUGCUCAGCUAAAUGCUCUGAUUUCACUACUCAUUGGACAACUCAAUCCUGGAGAAAGGAUGAAGAUCAUGACAAUCUGCACCAUUGAUGUCCACGCCAGGGAUGUUGUAGCCAAAAUGAUCCAGGCGAAGGUGGAGAGCGCUCAGGAGUUCACGUGGCAGUCACAGCUCCGGCACCGCUGGGACACCAGGAUGAAGCACUGCUAUGUCAACAUCUGCGAUGCGCAGCUCCAGUACUCAUAUGAGUACCUGGGGAACACACCUCGCCUGGUCAUCACACCACUGACGGACAGGUGCUACAUCACCCUCACACAGUCCCUGCACCUUUACAUGGGGGGAGCCCCUGCUGGGCCCGCAGGCACCGGGAAGACAGAGACCACCAAGGACCUGGGCCGGGCUGUGGGCAUGAUGGUUUACGUCUUCAACUGCUCCGAGCAGAUGGACUACAAGUCCUGUGGCAAUAUCUACAAAGGCCUGGCUCAGACCGGCGCCUGGGGCUGCUUCGAUGAGUUCAACCGCAUUGCAGUGGAGGUGUUGUCCGUGAUCGCUGUGCAGGUGAAGUCUAUUCAAGAUGCAAUUCGUGCCAAGAAGAAAACCUUCAAUUUCCUUGGAGAGACAAUCAACCUGGUCCCAUCAGUUGGGCUCUUCAUCACCAUGAACCCUGGCUAUGCAGGACGCACAGAACUUCCUGAAAAUUUAAAAGCUCUGUUCAGGCCCUGCGCCAUGGUGGUCCCCGAUUUUGAGCUGAUAUGUGAAAUCAUGCUUGUAGCAGAAGGUUUUAUGGAUGCAAAGCUCCUAGCAAGAAAGUUCAUUACUCUGUACUCACUCUGCAAAGAGCUUCUGUCUAAACAGGACCACUAUGACUGGGGACUGCGGGCUAUCAAGUCCGUGCUGGUGGUCGCAGGCUCCUUGAAGAGACAGGACCCGAACUCUGCUGAGGACCAAGUUCUGAUGAGAGCUUUAAGAGACUUCAACAUCCCCAAGAUUGUGACAGAUGACUUGCCCGUCUUCAUGGGGCUGAUCGGAGACCUGUUCCCAGCCCUGGAUGUUCCCAGGAAGCGAGACCUCCAACUUGAGAAGAUCAUUAAGCAGUCUGUGCUGGAGCUGAAGCUGCAGGCAGAGGAGAGCUUUGUGCUGAAGGUGGUGCAGCUGCAGGAGCUGCUGCAAGUGAGACACUCGGUCUUUGUCAUCGGCAACGCUGGCUGUGGCAAGUCCCAGGUGCUGCGGUCGCUCAACAAGACAUACAAAAACAUGAAGCUGAAGCCAGUCACUGUGGACCUCGACCCCAAGGCUGUGACCCGCGAUGAGCUGUUCGGCAUUAUUCACCCAUCCACGCGGCAGUGGAAGGACGGUCUAUUUUCUACAGCAAUGCGUGACCUGGCCAACAUCACACAUAAAGGCCCCAAGUGGAUCAUCCUUGAUGGAGAUAUUGACCCCAUGUGGAUUGAGUCCCUGAACACGGUCAUGGAUGACAAUAAGGUUCUCACCUUGGCCAGCAAUGAGCGCAUCCCUCUCAACCCCACCAUGCGGCUCCUCUUCGAGAUCAGCCACCUGCGGACUGCCACACCAGCCACCGUGUCCCGGGCAGGAAUCCUCUACAUCAACCCUGCUGACCUGGGCUGGAGCCCCAUUGUGACCAGCUGGAUUGAGACGAGGACAGUGCAGUCCGAGAAGGCCAGUCUGACAAUCCUCUUUGACAAGUACCUGCCGGUGUGCCUAGAGAAGCACAAGACUGGAUUCAAGAAGAUCACCCCUAUCCCCGAGGUCACGCUGAUACAGACGGUGCUGUGUCUGCUCGAGUGCCUCCUGACACCACGGAACGUACCGCCUGACUCAUCCCGGGACCUCUAUGAGCUCUACUUCGUCUUUGCCUGUACCUGGGCCUUUGGUGGGGCCCUGUUCCAGGACCAGCUCAUGGAUUACCGCCUGGAGUUCAGCAAGUGGUGGCUGAAUGAAUUCAAAACCAUCAAGUUUCCUUCCCAGGGGACAAUUUUUGACUACUUCAUUGAUCCGGAAUCAAAGAGAUUCACACUCUGGUCUGAAAAAGUGCCAGAAUUCAACCUCAACCCCGAAGUCCCCUUGCAGGCCUCCCUGGUGCACACCUCCGAGACCAUCCGCCUGCGCUUCUUCAUGGACCUGCUGAUGGACAAGAAGAAGCCGGUGAUGCUGGUGGGCAAUGCGGGGACAGGGAAGUCAGUCCUGAUGCGGGACAAGCUCGAGACGCUCAGCACAGAUGAAUACCUCGUGCAGUUUGUGCCCUUUAACUUCUACACCACCUCAGCCAUGCUGCAGGCUGUCCUUGAGAAGCCCUUGGAGAAGAAAUCCGGGAGGAAGUACGGCCCGCCCGGGAGCAAGAGGCUCAUCUACUUCAUUGACGACAUGAACAUGCCGGAGGUGGACAAGUACGGCACUGUGGCACCGCACACACUCAUCCGGCAGCACAUGGACCACGGGCAUUGGUACGACAGGAACAAACUGACCUUGAAGGACAUUCACAACUGUCAGUAUGUGGCCUGCAUGAACCCGACUGCAGGAUCCUUCACCAUCGACUCCAGGCUGCAGCGACACUUCUGCGUCUUUGCCGUGAGCUUUCCGGGCCAGGAGGCCCUGCUGAGCGUGUACAGCACCAUCCUCAAGCAGCACCUCGCCCUGCAGAAGAUGCCUGCGGCUGUGCAGAACCUGCAGUCACAGCUGGUCACAGCAGCACUGGCCCUCCACCAGAAAGUCGCCUCCACUUUCUUGCCAACAGCCAUCAAGUUCCACUACCUCUUCAACCUGCGGGACCUCUCCAACAUAUUCCAGGGUUUGUUGUUCUCCACCCCUGAGUGCCUGAAAAGCCCCGUGGAGCUGGUGCGCCUCUGGCUGCACGAAGCCGAGCGGGUGUACGGAGACAAGCUCGUGGAUGAAAAGGACCAAACAACCUUCAGGAAGGUGCUGGGGGACACCUGCAAGAAGUACUUUGAGUCCCACAACUGGCAUUGCCUUUCCCAGAACCUCGGCGAGGAUGUGUUGUUCGCCAAGCCCAACAUCUUCUGCCACUUUGCCCAGGGCAUGGGGGAUCCCAAGUACAUGCCAGUGCCAAGCUGGCCGGUCCUCAGCAAGGUGCUGGGGGAAGCCCUGGACAGCUACAACGAAGUGAACGCGGCCAUGAACCUGGUGCUCUUUGAAGAUGCAGCAUCUCAUAUCUGCAGGAUUAGUCGGAUCUUAGAGUCUCCCUGGGGCAACGCACUACUGGUGGGGGUUGGAGGCAGUGGAAAGCAGAGCCUGGCACGACUGGCAGCUUAUAUGAGCAACCUGAAAGUGUUUCAGAUCAUGCUGAAGAAAGGCUACAGCAUCCAGGACCUGAAGCUGGACCUCGCCGCCCAGUACAUGAAGGCAGCAGUGAAGAACGUCCCCACCGUGUUCCUGAUGACAGACUCCCAAGUUGCUGAAGAAGCAUUCCUGGUCCUAAUCAAUGACUUCCUGGCAUCUGGGGAGGUGCCGGGGCUCUUCCAGGAUGAUGAACUAGAAGACAUUUUCAAUGCCAUGAAACCAGAAGUGAAAUACCUUGGACUGCAAGAUACAAGGGAAAACUGCUGGAAAGUAUUUGUAGAGAAAGCCAGACGUCAGCUGAAGGUCAUCCUCUGCUUCUCCCCGGUGGGCUCAACCCUGCGGGUGCGUGCACGGAGGUUCCCUGCCUUGGUGAACUGCACGGCCAUCGACUGGUUCCACGAGUGGCCAGAGGAUGCGCUCGUGUCCGUCAGCAGCAGGUUCCUGGAAGAGACAAAGGACAUUGAGCCCGAGGUCAAGGUCUCCAUCAGCAAGUUCAUGGCAUAUGUCCACAUAAGUGUUAAGGAGAUAUCCCAGAUCUACCUGGCGGUGGAAAGGCGCUAUAACUACACCACACCAAAGACCUUCCUGGAGCAGAUAAAGCUCUACCAGAACCUGCUGUUGAAAAAGAGGGAAGAGCUCACAGCCAAGAUCGAGAGGCUGGAGAAGGGGCUGACGAAGCUGCAGAGCACAUCGUCACAGGUGGAAGACCUGAAGGCCACUCUGGCGGUCCAGGAGGAAGAGCUGAAGGUGAAGAAUGAGAACACGGAUAAACUGAUCCACGUGGUGGGUGUUGAGACAGAGAAGGUCAGCAAGGAGAAAGCUAUCGCUGAUGCAGAGGAGCUGAAGGUCCAGGCCAUCAACAAGAUGGUGGCUGAGAAGCAACAAGCCUGUGAGACCGACCUGGCAAAGGCAGAGCCGGCGCUCAUAGCUGCCCAGGAGGCCCUCGACACCCUCAACAAAAAUAACCUGACAGAGUUGAAGUCCUUCGGGUCUCCACCCCAAGCAGUGGUGAAUGUGACAGCAGCUGUGAUGGUGCUGACAGCCCCCAAGGGCAUCAUUCCGAGGGACAGGAGCUGGAAGGCAGCAAAAGUUAUGAUGGGAAAAGUAGACACUUUCCUUGAUGCCUUAAAGAAAUAUGACAAGGAGCACAUCCCUGAGUCCUGUCUCAAGGCAUUUAUGCCCUACAAGUCAGACCCCACUUUUGAUCCGGAGUUCAUCAUGUCCAAAUCAACAGCUGCCGCUGGCCUGUGCUCCUGGUGCCUCAACAUCGUCCGCUUCUACGAGGUGUACUGCGAGGUGGAGCCCAAGAGGCAGGCACUGGCGGAAGCCAAUGCUGAGCUGAUGGAGGCACAGGAGAAGCUCACUCACAUCAAGAACAAAGUGGCUGGGCUGAACAACAACCUGGCAGCUCUCACCGCCAAAUUUGAGCAAGCUACAGCUGAAAAACUCAAAUGUCAGCAGGAGGCUGAUGCAACCAACAGAGUCAUCGAGCUGGCAAACAGGCUUGUCAGGGGCCUGGCAUCCGAAAACGUGCGUUGGGCUGAGUCAGUGGAGAUGCUCAGGGAGCAGGAGAGCACCGUGUAUGGGGACGUGCUGCUCAUCUCUGCCUUUGUGUCCUAUGUCGGCUACUUCACCAGGAAGUACAGGGUGCAGCUGCUGGAGCAGCACUGGAUCCCUUUCCUCAGCAGGCUGGAGGUGCCCAUCCCCAUCACGCCAGGGCUGGACCCCCUCAGCCUCCUCACCGACUCUGCUGACAUGGCUGCUUGGAGCAACCAGGGGCUGCCCAGCAACCGCACGUCCACCGAGAAUGCCACCAUCCUCUGCAACACGGAGCGCUGGCCCCUCAUUGUGGAUGCCCAGCUCCAGGGCAUCAAGUGGAUCAAGAACAAAUACGGGCAGGAGCUGCAGGCCAUCCGCCUGGGACAGAAAAAUUACCUGGACAUCAUCGAGCGGGCAGUUUCCGAGGGACAGACGCUGCUGAUCGAAGACAUGGGUGAGACAGUGGAGCCGGUGCUGGAUCAUCUGCUAGGCAGGAACACCACCAAGAAGGGCAGGUACAUCAGAAUAGGAGACAAAGAAGUGGAAUAUGACCCAAGCUUCCGCCUGAUUCUGCACACCAAAUGUUUCAACCCGCACUACAAGCCAGAGGUGCAGGCUCAGUGCACCCUCAUCAACUUCCUGGUGACGCGGGAGGGACUGGAGGACCAGCUUCUGGCUGCUGUGGUGGCCAAGGAGCACCCGCACCUGGAGACCCUGAAGGCAAACCUCACAAAGAGCCAGAACGAGUUCAAGAUCAAGCUGAAGGAGCUGGAGGAUUCGCUGCUUGCCUGUCUCUCUGCUGCUGGGGGGGACUUCCUGGGGGACACGGCACUGGUGGAGAACCUGGAAACCACAAAGCACACGGCCAUGGAAAUAGAGGAAAAGGUCAAAGAAGCAAAAGUCACUGAAACACAAAUAAACGUCGCUAGAGAGCACUACCGUCCGGUGGCCGAGCGAGCAUCGCUGCUGUACUUCAUCCUGAGCGACCUCAACAAGAUCAACCCCAUCUACCAGUUCUCUCUCAAGGCAUUCCAUGGGAUCUUCGAGAAAGCCAUCGAGCGCGCAACCCCCAGCGAUGACGUCCAGGAAAGGGUGAUGAACCUGAUGGACGAGAUCACCUACUCGGUCUAUGUGUAUGCAGCACAGGGGCUCUUUGAGAAAGACAAACUCAUUUUCCUGGCCCAGGUUGCCUUCCAGGUCCUCAUCCUCAAGAAAGAAGUGAACCCUGCAGAGCUGGACUUCCUGCUGCGCUUCCCUUCCAAGGCUGGUGUCACAUCCCCUGUGGACUUCCUGCAGCACCAAAGCUGGGGCGCCAUCAAGGUGCUCUCAGAAAUGGAGGAGUUCAGGAACUUGGACAGUGACAUUGAGGGCUCAGCAAAGCGAUGGAAGAAGUUUGUGGAGUCAGAGGUGCCAGAGAAGGAGGUGUUCCCCAAGGAGUGGAAGAACAAGUCUGCACUGCAGAAGCUGUGCAUGCUGCGGUGCAUGCGGCCAGACAGGAUGACCUACGCCAUCAGGGACUUUGUGGAAGAGAAGAUGGGAAGCAAGUAUGUGGAAGGAAGGAGCAUUGAGCUUGCCAAGGUGUACAAGGAGAGCAGCCCCUCCACACCACUCUUCUUCAUUCUCUCCCCCGGUGUCGACCCCCUGAAAGAUGUGGAGGCCCUGGGCAGAAAACUGAAUUUCACCAUCGAAAACGGGAGGAUCCACAAUGUGUCACUGGGGCAGGGCCAGGAACCAGUGGCAGAAAGAGCCCUGAAGGUGGCAGCUGAGCAGGGGCACUGGGUCAUCCUGCAGAACAUCCACCUGGUGGCCCGGUGGCUGCGCACACUGGAUAAGAUAGUAGAGCAGUACAGCACAGGCAGCCACAACGACUACCGCGUGUUCAUGAGCGCCGAGCCGGCCCCCACCCCCGAGUCCCACAUCAUCCCACAGGGGCUGCUGGAAAACUCCAUCAAGAUCACCAACGAGCCACCGACCGGCAUGUUUGCCAACCUGCACAAGGCCCUCGACCUCUUCACACAGGAUACCUUGGAGAUGUGCAGCAAAGAAAUCGAGUUCAAAUGCAUCUUGUUUGCACUCUGUUACUUCCACGCAGUAGUGGCUGAGCGGCGCAAGUUUGGUGCCCAGGGCUGGAACAGACCUUACCCCUUCAACAAUGGGGACCUGACCAUAUCCAUUAAUGUCCUGUUCAACUACCUGGAGGCCAACCCCAAGGUGCCAUGGGACGAUCUCCGGUACCUCUUUGGUGAAAUCAUGUACGGGGGGCACAUCACGGAUGACUGGGACCGCCGGCUGUGCCGCACGUACCUCAGCGAGUAUAUCCGCGUGGAGAUGCUGGACAGGGAAGUGUACUUGGCUCCAGGGUUUCUGGUCCCUCCCAGCCUGGAUUACAAGGGCUACCAUGCGUACAUCGAUGAGAACCUGCCCCCCGAGAGCCCCUACCUGUAUGGGCUGCACCCCAACGCAGAGAUCGGCUUCCUCACCAUCACCUCUGAGAGGCUCUUCCGCACCGUUCUGGAGAUGCAGCCCAAGGAGCUGGAAGCAGGAGGCGGCGCAGGCAGCUCCCGCGAGGAAAAGGUGAAGUCAGUCAUCGAUGAGAUCAUUGGGCAGCUGCCAGAGCCCUUUGUCAUGGCAGAGCUCAUGGCUAAAGCUGAGGAGAAGACCCCGUAUGUGGUGGUCGCCUUCCAGGAAUGUGAAAGAAUGAACUUCCUGAUGCAUGAGAUCAGGCGCUCACUGAAGGAGCUGGACCUGGGGCUCAAGGGUGAGCUAACGAUCACAGCGGACAUGGAGGACUUGGCAAACGCACUCUUCUACGACACCGUUCCCGAGUCCUGGACCCGCUAUGCCUACCCCUCUCUCCUCAGCUUAGGAGCCUGGUAUGCAGAUAUGCUCCUGCGCAUCAGGGAACUGGAAGUGUGGACAACAGACUUUGUGCUGCCUGCAUCCGUGUGGCUGGCAGGAUUCUUCAACCCCCAGUCCUUCCUCACAGCCAUCAUGCAAUCCAUGGCCAGGAAAAACGAGUGGCCACUGGACAAGAUGUGCCUUGCAGUGGACGUGACCAAGAAAAACCGUGAGGAGAUAACAGCUCCGCCACGAGAAGGCUCCUACGUGCAUGGAUUGUUUAUGGAAGGUGCGCGCUGGGACAUCCCCUCGGGUACGAUCGCAGACUCGAGGCUGAAGGAGCUGACACCCAUGGUGCCCGUCAUGUUCAUCAGAGCCAUCCCUGUGGACCGCAUGGACACCAAGAACAUCUACGAAUGUCCUGUCUAUAAGACGCGAAUGCGAGGUCCCACCUACGUCUGGACCUUCAACCUGAAGACAAAAGAGAAAGCCGCUAAGUGGGUCCUUGCUGGUGUGGCUCUGCUCUUACAGAGCUAAACUGGAAUGACUGUGGGAAAGAGCAAAUCCUUUCACUUGCAAAAAUAACUCAGUGUUGUGUAACUUAGCCUAAGGUUGAUUGUACCCAAAGUAUUUUAGCAAAGUAUCAAUAAAGCCAUGC
Melopsittacus undulatus (budgerigar) is the source of this 10253-nucleotide messenger RNA. It is a transcript of the gene DNAH17, whose product is annotated as dynein axonemal heavy chain 17. Gene Ontology annotation, molecular function: minus-end-directed microtubule motor activity; ATP binding; dynein light intermediate chain binding. The record is from RefSeq and is a predicted model, not a curated record. Bases 5 to 10132 code for a protein of 3375 amino acids. Gene Ontology annotation, biological process: microtubule-based movement. Gene Ontology annotation, cellular component: dynein complex. Lineage: Eukaryota; Metazoa; Chordata; Aves; Psittaciformes; Psittaculidae. The transcript is spliced from 60 exons.